CAAAGCCUUUGGUUCUUGAUCCUUAUGCUUAUUGGAAACCAGAUGGGAGGUCAAAACCGGAGCGAUGGAACUUCAAGAAGCAAUUACAAAAGUUUCAAGCAUCAUAGAUUUCUCAGUGUUUCAUCCAUUGUGGCAUACUCUGCUGCAGCUGUGAUCGCGGUUGGAGUACUGAUAAUAACUUUACUAAAUGCUUCUGUUCGAAGGAGGAUCGCAUUCGUUGAGAAUGCGUUGGAAAGUAUGUGUUCAAGUUCUUCUAAAUCAGGGAGCCUAGCCACUGGAAAGCUUGUGUUAUUGGACACAAAAUCGUCGCCGGAUUGGACUAAUAGCAGUCUUGAAUCAGUCCUAAACAAGGCAGCUGAAAUCGGUGAAGGUGCCUUCGGAACUGUUUACAAGGCUCCAUUGGGAGGGGAAGGAAGGAUAGUAGCAAUCAAGAAGCUUGUGACAUCAAAGAUCCUCCAAUAUCCUGACGACUUUGAUAGAGAAGUAAGAGUUUUAGCAAAAGCAAGGCAUCCAAAUCUGAUAUCCUUAAAAGGGUAUUACUGGACUCCUCAACUGCAGCUUCUAGUAUCAGAAUAUGCACCAGAAGGAAGUUUACAAGCCAUACUACACGAAAGGCCUUCGUCUUCAUCUUCCCCUCCCCUCCCCUGUCUUGGUCCAGUCGAUUCAAUAUUAUGCUCGGAAAAGCCAAGGGACUAG
This is a messenger RNA of Capsicum annuum, 696 nucleotides long. RefSeq names its product probably inactive leucine-rich repeat receptor-like protein kinase At3g28040. NCBI's taxonomy places the organism in Eukaryota, Viridiplantae, Streptophyta, Magnoliopsida, Solanales, Solanaceae. The coding region runs from base 25 to 696 and encodes 223 amino acids. Gene Ontology annotation, biological process: protein phosphorylation. Gene Ontology annotation, molecular function: ATP binding; protein kinase activity. The record is from RefSeq and is a predicted model, not a curated record. The transcript has a single exon.